This is a messenger RNA of Xyrichtys novacula (pearly razorfish), 8742 nucleotides long. The record is from the annotation of a GenBank genome assembly. Lineage: Eukaryota; Metazoa; Chordata; Actinopteri; Labriformes; Labridae.
AUGGAGAAUCACAUCACGCACAUUUCCCGAGACGACCUGGAGGAUCUCAGAGACGCCUUUAAUAAGAUAGGUCAGUUUCACACACGCGUUUGCACACCUAACAUGACUCUUCAGCUGUAUUGACAGACAAUCUGACUUGAGUAAGAGUUUAACUGCUGUCCACUAAGUAUGACUGUUAUGUAAGAGAUUUUUUAUGACACCGGGUGUUGAGUGGAUGCACUUUGUGUCAGAGGCGUUUUCCAAAUGUAAUGAUGAUACGUUGCCAGUUUUUUAUCAGUAAAUCAUCUAAAGGGUAUAAUUACAAAAGGCUGAUAGUAAACAGGCAUGUCAAGAUACAAGGAGAGGAGAUAAACAAGUGAAGUGAGGGACUGUUUUCAUGCCACUAAUGCCACUUAUUUACAAGUACAUCCAAGCUACACCAGGGUCAAAGACGUCUCAGUCAAUACUAAUUUGCAUGUUAACAUUCAACCUUAAACUACAGCAGUAAGAUAAUAGAAGGAGGUCAGAAGAAGAUAUUGCUUUAAUGGGGUGCUGGUCCACCUCAGUUAACACGGUGAAGGGAUCACCUCUUGCAGCCCUGAUUCUCUGCAUGUCAGUCCCACUGUCUACUCUCACCAGAGGUGGGGGCUUGACGACUCGACUCAAGACUCGACUUGGACUUGAGUCCCAUUUUUGAUGACUUAAGACUUGCUUGAUGAAAUCAAGAAAUGACUUGGACUCGCUUGGGACUUGAUUGCUAAAGACUUGAGACUUGACUUGACUUGAGCCCAGUGACUUGAAAAGUCAAGACAAGUCUUUUCAAGUCACUUAAUACCUUAUAGCAAGCCCAAACUGUUUAAAAAGUGUUUUAAAAGUUAUUGCUUUUGGUUUUAAAUAUUACGAGGUGGAUGACAUCAAAGAGAAAAGAAAAGCCCAACGCAAGACAUGCAGUGCCAAAAUCAGCGACGGAAUGAAAACUACUUCCAACUUCAGUCGACAUAGCUGCAUUAUGUAACUUAACACAAACAAGAACCCUUGUUUAAUAAUAAAUGCAAAUAGUGAAAAAUGCUCAUGAUUGAUGUAAAUCUUUACAUAUAACAAAUGGUUUAUGGCUUUGAUAUGACGUGUUUUUGACUUGAAAGAAAUGGUACAGACUUGGUUGGGACUCGAAACAACAAGUUCAGGACUUGGACUUGACUUGAGACUUGUCUGUGUUGAUUUGGACUUGACUCGAGACUUGAGAGCAAAGACUUGAGACUCGACUUGGACUUGCAACAUAGGGACUUUCCCCCACCUCUGACUCUCACCCUUCCUGUUUCUCUUAAAUUGUCAAAUUAAAGGCAAAAGGACGCCCCAACAGCACCCCUCAAAAAAGUUUGGUUUAAUUUGAGUGGAUUACAGCACUUAAAUCUGAGCUGAAUGAUGCAUUCACUUCCUGGAAAGUGAAGGGAAUUUAGUUGCUUUUAUCACCUGUGUGCAAUGUUUACCAAUAAUUACUCGGCUCAUUAGUUUCAGAUUAUAUUUGUGCAGCAAAUUGACUUUCCAAAUCUGUGUGUUCAUUUCACCGUAUGUCUAUUUGUGUUCAGAUAUUGAUAACAGCGGCUUUGUGAGUGACUUUGAGCUCCAGGAGCUGUUCAGAGAGGCCAGUUUCUCCCUGCCGGGGUACAAGGUGAGAGAGAUCGUUGAGACCUUCAUCGCUGGAGACACCAACAAGGAUGAGAAGAUCAGCUUCGAGGAGUUUGUCUCUGUGAGUUCUCGAGUAAAUUUUAAGCUGAGGUUUGGCCUCAAUGUGCAGUGGAGUAACACAGCCUGUCCAUGUGCAGAUCUACCAAGAGCUGAAGAGCAAAGAGUUCAGCGAGACGUUCAGGAGAUCCAUCACAAGGAGGGAUGGGAUCCGUUCCAUUGGAGGAAUGUCACGAAUCUCCAGUGAGGGAACACAACACUCCUACUCAGGUAAGGGAGUGUUUUGGACUGGAUAUAGAAAAUAGACAAUGCCAUCAUAAAGUCUCCAUUUGGACUUCAGCCUGGAGAGGGUGAAGCUAGGUUAGCAAAUACUAUCAAAAAAGUCGUCUUUCAACAAAACGUGUAACCUAAAACACAAACAGAACCCUCCUUACAGUGUCUUUUAUUUCAGUUGGAAGCUAAAUAUUUUGACUUGAUAACCUAUCAAUCAUAGGGCAGCCAUGUCCUCUUAGAUACCCAGCUUUAUUGUCUUUUUGAUUGUUACUUGGGCCAUAAUUUAGGAAAUGAACACUGUAUUAGAGAAUUUGUAAGACGCAAGACUAUAAACUCAUUAGGAAAAUAGUUACUUGGGUUGGAAAUUGGCUGUAAAGUAGGAGCAUAUUCUUUUUGACUUGGAUUUUGUAAAAUAAACCCCCCCCCAAAAAAUGCAACUGAUAACAGUAUAUGUUUUUUCUAUUUCGUUAUGCAUUUUUUGGCUGGUGCGACUUAUACUCUGGAAAACACGGUAAUACAUUCAUUGUGUGUGUGUGUGUUAGAUGAGGAGAAGGUGGCGUUUGUUAACUGGAUCAACAAAGCUUUGGCGAAAGAUGCGGACUGUCAACAUCUGCUGCCAAUGAACCCAGAGGAUGGAAGUCUCUUUGCCUCCGUCCGUGAUGGCAUCCUGUUAUGGUAACAAACAUACACAAACACAGAAUUUCCCAAUAAAAACUGUAGAUAAUAAUAAUAAUAGUAACAUCAGAAAAGUGUGUAGUUAAUCACAUCCAUGUAGUCAGUAUUAUCAAGUUUUACUGUCUGUCUUUAAGAUGAUUUUUGAUUUUUUGCCAAUAAAAAAAAAUAUAAAAAUGAGAUAUGGACCCUUAAAUCAACUCCUUCUUCGAAAGGGUAACACAGCACAAUGUUGACGUUCACUAAAACAUUGUAUGACAGUGAUAGUGGGGAUUAUCUUUGUGUUAUUUCUGCUAAAACUGAGGCUAAAGCGGGAAUGGGAUGAUCUCAUUUGUUCUAGUUUUAUAAAGAUUACCCCCUCCUCCUGCUUCUCCUGAGUUUUAAUCUCAUUGAGCGUUUUAUCCCAUGACAGACAAAUAUGUGAUACAGAUCUGAAAUAACAACAGGAAAAGUGUAAGAUAUCAGCUCACAAUCUCUGUUCUCUUUCAGCAAAAUGAUCAACCUGUCUCAGCCCGACACCAUCGACGAAAGAGUCAUCAACACAAAGAAACUCACCACCUUCAAAAUGACAGUGAGUAUAUCUCUUCUUGGCUUGGUUCCUCCCUUCCUGGUUUUAUGAUGGUUUUAAAGAUUAUCUUACCACUUUUUCCAAAGCUGUGAGGGAUAUCAGGAGAGAUUUUACUUCCUCUGAUUUGCUCACAAGUUAAGCUGCAUUGAUUUAAAUCGUGAAUAUUUAACCGGGGGUUUAAGGUCAGCCUGGGAUGCGCUCUGUGGAUUAUCAUGUGUCAUCAGAAAAGAAUGAACAACUUGGGUAUUUGUUAAAGCAACUGAAGUGUUUACACAAAGUGACACAAAUGGGGUUUAGCAGAAAUCACAUCUGCAAUGGAUGGACCGAGUAGCCAAGCUUUAGCUUUUGAGUUACUGAAACUGUAGUGCGCCAAGUUUACCCUGAAGCCAUAAAUGACCCGGAGGACUUUGGAGGUCAGGACUUGGCCGGCCCAAGCCUUGAUGGGGCCCUGAGCAAAAUUUGAUUUUGGGGGCCUCUACUUCUGCCAGUAAUAUUGAUUGUUGAUCAUUCACACACCUUCACAAAACUCUUUGAUUAACAUUCCGUGACAUGCAAACAUACCUUUAUCUUAUAUACCUUUAUCCUCAAAACUAUGUCUUUUUUUGCGACAUUGUUUUGCUCCACAACUACCUGUGCUUGUGAUGCUCACUGCACAUUGCACAGCAGAAAGCACAUAAUGGUAGCAGAGCUUUGACAUAUCAGUUGUAACAAUCAUAGGCCUACAUUAGCAGCAGCACUAAGAUGUUUUUACUUUAUUUUAUUUUUACAAUAAUAUAUAUAUUUGAUCAUACAGGAAGCAUCACUCAUACAUGCAAAAAAUAAAAAUAUUAUUAUACAUAUUUAUUUAUUGCUCUUGAGGGCACUUAGUUUGCUUAUGUCUUGGGCCAGCUCUGGCCUUGCGGUUCAAGUGUGCCCCACUUAGAGCUGUGUUAGGGGUUAGAGCUGUCAUGAAAGUAGUUGCUGUUCAACUCCAGGUCAUGACCCUUUAUUACGUGUCUUCUCUGACUCUCUGUUUCCUGCACUCGCUGACUGUCUUACAGUGUCCCAUCCAAUGAAAGCAAAAAAAGACAAUGACGAACAAAACGGUUAAUCUGGCAAUGUAUGAAAUGUCCAAUAAAACAUUAACACUUUGAUUCUGGUCUUAUAAAACCAAAGACUGGCUGUAAAAUCAUGCUGGACUGUAUAAAAGAGCUUGUAAUACAUUAACUUUACACUGCACACUUCCUGUAUGUGCUUUUUUAUGUGAUUCUCUAAUUGCUGCAGAAAAAGAAAGUAGAGAAGUCAAAGUCUUGUGAUUUUUUUUUUUAACUAGAGUCAUUUUAAUCCAUUCAAACAUCCGUAUUUUAAAGACUGUGAACCCCAGAGCCACAUUUGGUGUCUGAGUGAGUUAUUAUUUGGCAGAUUUAGGACUGUUACUUCUCCAAGCUGUUAAAACAACACAAUGGGUGAUUUAUGCUGUUUGGCUAUAAAAAUCUAUACUUCUGAGCUAUAACCAAAGUGUUGAUUUACAACUUUAUUUGCACUUGUAGGAGAAUCUCAUCCUUGCUCUGAACUCAGCUUCAGCAAUUGGCUGCAUGGUGGUGAACAUUGACGCCCAUGAUCUGAUGGCCGGGAAACCCCAUCUGGUCCUUGGACUGUGCUGGCAGAUUAUCAAAGUUGGCCUUUUUGCUGACAUUGAAAUCAGCAGGAACGAAGGUCAGCACAAACACGCACAACUACAGUGACUUAAAAGAUUAGCGCGGUCGACCGCAUGGUUUUGUUCUACAUUUGGAGAAGUUUGAAGCUUAGCCGAGCAGAAUCAGAAACCUCAGGAAGAAAUCUUUGCAGAACCUCCACAUGGAGCGAUCAAAGGCCUGUAAAUGAGCCUGUUUAAUUAAAGAUAUGUUUCUCCAGGUCUGAUAGGCCUCCUGGCAGAUGGCGAACAUCUGGACCGCCUGAUGUCUCUCUCCCCUGAGGAGCUGCUCCUCCGCUGGGUCAACUACCACCUGAGAAACGCAGGGACAAAAACCAUCAACAACUUCAGUGACGACAUUAAGGUCCUCUUCAGAUCAAACUGAACGCACAAACACAGUCUUUUAUCACAGAUACAGAUGUGUAACCGCCUCUUGUACUGUGUCAUGGCAGGACUCACAAGCCUACUUCUACCUGCUGGACCAGAUCGCUCAGAAUGAACAGAAGGACUUCAAAAAGAGCGUCAAAAUCGACAUGAGCGGCCUCAAUGUGAGUCAGUUUGUCCGCAUAUAAACAUAGAAAUGUAACUUUCCAUUCCCAGACUUUGUCGAUUUCUCUUCUCGUGCAUUUGUGCUUUAUUUCUGUGUGUCUGAAGGUGUACGAUCUGGACAGACGGGCUGAGCUGAUGCUGCAACAAGCGGCUCGCCUGGACUGCAGGCAGUUCGUUUCGCCUCACGACGUCACGUCUGGAAACAGCAAACUCAACAUGGCUUUUGUGGCCAACCUGUACAACAGGCAUCCAGGUCUGCAGAGGACCCACAUCAGCAACGGCCUGGAGAAUGAACAUCUUGAGGGUAAGACACCAUGCAGACACACUGAAUGUGCACUAUAAUGUGGCUGGAUGAGUGCUAGCCCAAUAAAGAGUCCAAGAAAUAAAAUCUGCAGGGUGUGAGGAGUUAUGGCAGCAAUAAAUCUGUGUUUACUGUUCAACAUGAAACAUUCUUAUCAGGUGAUUCUAACCAUGUGGGAGCAGCUGCCAGAAAACGUGACGGUGUUAAUCAUUUCAUAUUCAUCAUUUCAUUCCAGCUGAAACCAAAGAAGAGAAAACCUUCAGGAACUGGAUGAACUCUCUGGGCGUUUCUCCGUAUGUCAACUACCUGUACAGGUAAGUCACCAGUUUGGCAUCAGGGUGGAUUAUCUUUAUCAAGGGAGGGGAUGUUUACUUAACAUUCACCAGGAUGGGCAGGACGUUUGUCGUCCAAAAAUCAUGUAAACGUGGUUUUUAAUGCUGGUUAUGAAACAGACUGAAAUUUGAAGAGACGCCCCUUUAUGACCCACAAACAGCAACAAGACAGACUAUGUUUACUGUGUGUUGUAAUAAUUGAUACCUGUGACCACUGAGGGGGGGUAGAUGCAAGUCUUAAUGAUUGACUCCAGUCGACUGUAACAGGUUUUAUUAUACAUUGUCCUGGUUAAAGAUUUUCAUUGAUUGAUUCAUUUGACUAAAUAAGGUAAGCAGAGCGGGGAAACACUGGAUAGACAUUUACAGGUUUAAGGGUCAAACACACCGUAACACUGAGUUAGACACCCACUCGAGAGAUGAAUGUUGCCGACCCCUUGCUUCUCUAGUUAUACCAACUUUAGUAACGACCGCACAAUAGCAAUACACAGCGGUCUGAGGAGCCAUAAACAAACCUCAACCAUAACGCUACUCUAUAGACACAAAUAAUGCUAAGAACAGCACCUAACUUCAUCGACAGUACAUAUAGGGUCCCAGCUACAGAACUAGCCACCAAACAUCUUUUUAACUUUGCCUGAUUUCUUUAGCAAAGAGACCAAACACAACUCACCUACUCUCCGCUUGUUUGUAGCGAGACUUCAGAUCAGUCCAUCGACUGACUGCAGCGGGGUGAUGCAGCUCAAGGAAGAACAUGUUGUUGAUGGCUCCUCAGACCGCUGCGUAUUGCUAUCGUGCGGUUGUUACUAGAGUUGGUAAAACUAGAGAAGCAAGCAAUUGGCAACAUUCAUCUCAUGAGGUGGUGUCUAACUUGGAGUUAUGGUGUGUUUGACCUUAAAUUAAUUUUACAUCAGAAUAUCCCUUUAAGGUCAGCUAAUAGAGAAGGGGAGAGUUAAAAUUGUCACUGAAAAGUCACACACAGGAGCUUUAAUCCAUAGUUUAAAAUCAGGUUAAAACAUUAAAUCAUACAACUUAAUUCAAAUUAUGUGUUUUGUCAAUUAUGCAUAUAUUUUUCCAUAUUUUGGGAUUUUGAUCUUUAUAAGCAAGUUUGCUUCAAAGUUUCCUCCCUUUUGCAUUUUUAUAAAGUUGCAGACCCUGCUCUUUUGUAUGAACCGCUCCACACUAAAUGAUUCUGAUGCUUGAUUACCACCAUGAUAUUAAGGUUAAUUAGGAGCCUUGAAGAUUAUCUCUGUUGUUGCUGUUGCUGUGGGUGAUAAUGGCGUUCAUAAAUAUUUUUCUAAAUAAGCUUCUGCAACGCCUCUAGCACUGCACGUCAGCACCUGUGUCAAUUUUUGACUUCAAGUCAUUAGUCAAGCUUACUGAUACUGAUCCUUCCUCUCUGGAUACUUGCUUGUGCUAUACUUACUGCUAGAUGUGUGUUGCUUUUUAUAAAAAGGUCUUAAUGAAAGUUUUUAGAAUAAACAGAACUCAACCAAUAAUGUGUGUGUUAAGUCUUGAAAAUGUCAAUCUAAAACACAUUUUUAGAUAAUUGUUAAUGCGAAUUUAGAACCAAUUUUUCAGUGACAUAGCUUAAAAAUUGGGAUUUUUACCCCUCCUGAAACUCCUGAAGCAUCGCCUUCAUUUCUCUAUAUUUACUCUUCUACAGUGACCUGAUGGAUGGUUUGAUCAUCCUGCAGCUUUACGAGAAGAUUAACGUGCCUGUAAACUGGAAGAAAGUCAACAUGCCACCUUAUCCGUACCUGGGAGCCAAUAUGAAGAGGGUGUGUGAAUGUCCUUACAGCUGGAGAGCAGAGAAAAAAAACAAGUCUGUGUGUAAAUAAAACAGACCAAACAAUGUUUUUCUUCUGAUUUCUAGUUGGAAAACUGUAACUACGCUGUGAAUCUGGGCAGGGAAGUGGCUCACUUCUCUUUGGUUGGUAUCGGAGGACAAAACCUGAAUGAGGGGAAUCCGCUGCACACCCUGGCUCUGGUCUGGCAGCUGAUGAGAAGGUAUGUGGCAUGCCUUGUUGUUUAUAUUGUUUGAUAAAGACAAGCUGUCCUCUUUAAAUUUAUGUGACUGGAUUAGAUAAAGAGUUGCUUGAAAUACUGGUUUGUCAUCCUCCAGAUACACAGUGCGUGUUUUGUCAGAUCUGGGUGAUGGAGAGAAAGUUCGAGAUGAGAUCAUCCUCAACUGGGUCAACACUACUUUAGGCCAGAAACGCACACACAAGGACAAGGACACACAAAUCAGCAGCUUCAAGGUGUGUAAAAGUGCAUGGUUUGUUAGUGUGUAUAUACACAAGGCUGUGUUUGCGUUUGACCCUGUUUUCUUUGGUUGACUGCAGGACCUGCGGAUCAGCACCAGUCUGCCUGUGAUCGAUCUGAUCGAUGUCAUUGCUCCCGGGACUGUCAAGUGGGAGAUGGUAAACAGAGGAGAGAGGGGGAUUCUGACGCCGGGUGAAAAACUCGAAAAUGCCAAGUAAAAGAUGAAAUAUCAAUAUAUUCUUUCUUGAGAAUUUCUGAAUUUCUCUUUAGAUGAUCGUUCCCUAACUCCCUCUGCUUCCUGUCCUCCUCUCUCAGGUAUGCACUCUCAGUGGCUCGUAAAAUCGGAGCUCGUGUCUACGCCCUGCCAGACGAUCUGGUAGAAGUGAAUCCCAAGAUGGUGCUGACGCUGUUUGCCUGCCUCAUGGGCCACGGUCUGAAAAAGGCCAACCGCUAA